CGCAUACCGUGCUCAUCGUAGCAGGUCCGCGGUGGCGCGAGCGGACGGCGGGACGCCCAGGUCACUUAUGAAGCAUACAACUGAAUGUGGUUUAUUCAAUAUGAAAGCAUCUUUUGACUGUUUGCAGAUAUUUUCUCCCAUUCUGUGGAUUUUCACUCUGUUGAUUGUAUCCUUUUUAAGUUUUUAAAGUCCCAUUUGUCUGUUUUUGCUUCUGCUAUUUGUACUUCAUGAUAUCUGUUUUCUUCUAGUUUUAUAGUUUCAGGUGUUAUCUUCAGAUCUUUAAUCUGUUUUAAUUUUAUAUUGUAUAAGGUCCAGAUUUCUAUUUUUGUGUCUGCUGAUGCAGCUCAUGGUAAUUUUGGUUUGAGGACUUAUGUUAGAUAAGUUUUCCCCCUUUUGUGUGGUUUUGAAGUUUAGCCUAUCUGGCUGACAUAGUUCAACGUCAAUUGUUUUACUAGAGAUUUGGGUUUACUUUUUUUUUUUUUAAUAUUUUAAAAAUUUAUUUGAAAGUCAGAGUUACACAGAGAGAGGAAAGAGAAGUAUUCAAUCUGUUGUUUCACUCCUUAGUUGGCUGCACUGGCCGGAGCUAUGCCGAUCUGAAGCCAGGAGCCAGGAGCUUCUUCUGGGUCUUCCAUGUGGGUGCAGGGGUCCAAGGACUUGGGCCAUCUUCUACUGCCUUCCCAGGCUGUAGCAGAGAGCUGGAUCAGAAGUGGAGGAGCCAGUUCUCAAACUGGCACCCAUUUGGGAUGCUGGUGCUUCAGGCUGGGGCUUUAACCCUGUGUCACAGUGCCAGCCCCUUGGGUUUACUUUGAAUAUCCCAAUUCUGAACCAUGGGGUACUUCACAAAGUUCAUGGAAAAUGGAAUUAAAAAUGUGAGUUGGGGCUGGCGUUGUAACACAGUAGGUUAAACCUCUGCCUGCAGCACCAGCAUCCCAUAUGGAUGCCAGUUCGAGUCCCAGCUGCUCCACUUCCAAUCCAGCUCCCUGCUCAUGUGCCUGGGAAAGCAGCGAAGAUGGACCAAGUGCUUAGGCUCCUGCACCCAGGUGGGAGACCCAGAAGAAGCUCUGAGCUCCUGACUUCAGCUUGACCUAGCGCUGGUUGUUGUGGACAUUUGGGGAGUGAACCAGUGGGUGGAAGACCUCUCUUUCUCUGUCCCCUCUAUCUACUCUCUGUAACUCUUUCAAUUAAAUAAAAAAUAAGUGUAAAAAAAAAAUUGAGUUUAUUUUGAUGCAAAAAUUUUUUGUGCAGUUUUUUCAUGAUUUGUGAAAAAUGUAUAUUAUGAAGAAACUACAUAGAUUUCAAACAAUUUUUUACCUAAAAUAUAGACUACUACUUUAUAUGUAUAAUUAUAAAUUAUAUAAAUAUGUAUAAUUUAUUUGGACAGCAGAAUGGCAGAGGGAGAGAGAGAGAGAAAAGAUAGAGAGAUCUUCUACCUAUUGGCUUAUUCCCCAGAUGUCUGUAACAGCCAGUGCUGGGCCAGGCCAAAGCCAGGAGCCUGGAACUCCAUCCAGGUUUCCCAUGUGGGUGGCAGGAACCUGUCCUUGAGCCAUCACCUGCUGCCUCCCAGGGUGUAUAUUAGCAGUAAGCUGGAUUGGAAGCAGAGGCAGGACUUGAAGCCAGGUGCUCUGAUACUGGGUACAUGGAUCUCAGCCAGCAGUUUAACUGCUGCACCACAGUGCCUACCCUCCUACUUUUAAUCCCCUGUUCUGUGAACUUUUUGAAGUAUUUUUGUGUGUAUUCCAUGUGUGAAUGUAGGCUCAGGGCAGCUCUGCUCCCUCCAUAAGCUACAGGUUGCUGUUGCGAGGUACAGUUUUUGGCCCAGUUCUGGCAAGGAGUCUGUUUCCAGUCUUUUGCUCCUUACAUGGCAUAGUAGACUCUAGAGCUUUUGGAAUGUUGGCCACAUUGUUUUCAGUCUGUUUUCUUUUCCUGCAGGCUGCAUGACUUUAGUGCCCAAUUAGUUGUAUCUAGUUUAUUACAGAUCCUUCUAGAUGGCUUUGAUGGGUUUGUAAGUGUGUAAGCAUGUGCUUACUUCCCUCUAAUUUGUAUAUAGAAGUUAGCAUGCCAUAUAGCCUGUUCUAUAUUUUGCUUUCCUUUUUUACCAAGAAGGUUGAAGGUAUUUCUAUUUGAUAAAUCAGGAAGCUUGUGAAAGAACUCUUGGUUUCUUUGUUAAAGAAACAUACUGAUGGGGCUGGUGCUGUGGCAUAGUAGGUUAAUCCUCUGCCUGUGGCACCGGCAUCCCAUAUGGGCACCGGGUUCUAGUCCCGGUUGCUCCUCUUCCAGUCCAGCUCUCUGCUGUGGCCUGGGAGUGCAGUGGAGGAUGGCCCAAGUGCUUGGGCCCUGCACCCCAUGGGAGACCAGGAGGAGGCACCUGGCUCCUGGCUUCGGAUCGGCGUAGUUCUGGCCAUUGCGGCUACCUGGGGAGUGAACCAAUGGAAGAAGACCUUUCUCUCUGAAUCUCCCUCUCACUGCCUGUAACUCUAUCUCUCAAAAUAAAUAAAUAAAUAACUAAAUCUUAAAAAAAAAAAAAAAAAAGAGACAGACUGAUUUCAUAUAUUUCAAACUCUACAUAGUUUAUUUUCUUUACAACAGGCAGGGACCUUUCCUACCUUUGAAUUUUUUUUAAAAAGAUUUAUUUUGUUUAUUUGAAAGGCAGAUUUACAGAGAGAGGGAGAGACAGAAGUUUUCCAUCCACUGGUUUAUUCCCCACAUGGCUGCAAUGGCCAGAAGCUAGGAGCUUCUUCCGGGUCUCCCACAUGGAUACAGGGGCCCAAACACUUGGGCCAUCUUCUACUGCUUUCUCAGGCCAUAGCAGAGAGCUGGAUCGGAAGUGGAGCAGCUGGGACUCCAACUGGCACCCAUAUGGGAUGCCAGCAUCACAGGUGGUAGUUUUACCCACAAUGCCAUGACACCAGCCCCACCUUUGGAUUUUUAUGUUGUUUUCCAUAUAUACUUUUUAAAAAGAUUUAUUUAUUUACUUGAGAAACAACAGUUAGAGAGAGAGGGAGAGAGAAAGACAGGUCUUCCAUCCAUGGGUUCACUCUUCACAUGGCUGCAAUGGCCAGAGCUGAGCCAAUUCAAAGCCAGGAGCCAGGAGCUUCUUCAAGGUCUCCCACGCAGGUGCAGGGGCCUAAGCACUUGGGCCAUCUUCCACUGCUUUCCCAGGCCAUCAGCAGGGAGCUAGAUUGGAAGUGGAGUAGCUGGGAUUUGAACCAGCGCCCAUGUGAGAUGCCAGUGCUGCAGGUGGAUGCUUAACCUACUAUACCACAGUGCUAGCCCCUUCCACAUAUAAUUUAAAAUAGUCUCAUUUUCUCUGAUGCAGAGAUUCAUCAGUUAUGUAAUUGUAAUAACCUUAACUUCCCCAUCUUUAAAAUUUUUUUAAAGAUUUAUUUAUUUAUUUGAAUAGCAGAGUUACAGAGAGAGAGAGAGAGAGAGAGAGAGAAGGAAGUCUUCUAUCCUAUGGUUCACUCCUCAAUGGCCGCAAUGGCCAGAGGUGUGGUCCAUCUGAAGCCAGGAGCCAGGAGCUUCUUCUGGGUCUCCCACGAAGGUGCAGGGACCCAAAUACUUGGGCCAUCUUCUGCUUUCCUAGGCCAUCAGCAGAGAGCUGGAUCAGAAGUGGAGCAGCUGGGACUUGAACUGGCACCCAUAUGGGAUGAUGGCACUGCAGGCGGUGGCCUUACCUACUAUGGCCCUAUCUUCUUUAAAUGUUAACCUUUCUUUAAAUUAAAUGAAUGUUUGUAGAUUCCUGAGAGCUGUAUGCUUCCAUGUCCUCUUUUUUGGACUGUUUAAAAAUUUUUAAUGGUAGCGAGCACUUAGAUCCCAUUUGCCAUGUACCAGUAGUAUAUAUAGAAGCAAAGUGGAAGAAAAGUGUAGAGGCAUAAUAGGAGUUCUAGUUGCUAAGAAACAUGAAAGGGUGUUCAGUUUGCAGCGUUCCUCGGGCACUGCUGCACUUCUUUCAGCGGUUUGGGAUGCGGUGUGAAAUAGCUUAGGGUGAACUCUGCUAGCAUUUUCAGCAUUUAAGCUCCUGCAGUCUCAAGUAAGUAGAUUAUUUCUUUGAGAACUUUUAAAAAAGUCUCAGUUCACUAAUUUCAGGGUUGUCUAGGACUUUAUCCAAUGUGGGAAACAUUUAACCUAAAAUAACAAUGACUAGUUUUUGAGUGACUGCUUUUUUUUCAAGUGCUGUAAUAGAUGCUCUAAUAAUAGUUUACAUUUACUGAGUUCUUAUUAUGUGCCAGGUGCUACUUUUCCCCAUACUAAUUUAAUCAUAAUAAGCCUAUGAGGAAAGUGCUAUUCUUCUCAUUUUACAGGUCAUAUAAGUAGGGUACCUUGACGUUGAGUAGCUUGUUUGGAGUUACAGAAUCUGAAAGUGAAAGUUGGGCCCUGGAGUUAUAUUCUGAAUCACUGCAUCAAACAUGUUUUUUCCAUGUUCCUUUGAGGAUUCAAAAAGUUUCUGGAAAAUGGAAUUAAAAGAUGAGUUUAUUUUGGUGCAAAAAAUGUUAUAUUUGUGUAUACAAGAGAUCUUCAAAAAGUUCAUGUGUAUUUUGAAAAAACUGCGGGGCUGGUGUUGUGAUAUAGUAGGUAAAGCUGCUGACUAUGAUGUCAGCAUCCCAUAUGGGUGCCCGUUUUGUGUCUUGGCUGCUCCACUUCUGAUCCAGCUCCUUGCUUGGGAAAAGCAGCAGAGAAUAACACAAAUACUUUGGCCCCUGCCACCCAUGUGGGAGAACCUCAAGAAGUGCCUAGCUUCAGUUUGGCCCAACCCUGGCCAUUGUGGCCAUCCGGGCGAUGAACCAGCAGAUGGAAGAUCUCUCUCCCUCGCCCAUGCCAUCACCGUCACCUUCUCCCUCGCUCUCGCUCUUUCUGUCCCUUUCUCCAUGUAAUUCUUUCAAAUAAAUGUCUUUUUUUAAAGAUUUAUUUUAUUUUUAGUGAAAGAGUUAUAGAGGGAGAGGUGAGGGCGAGGGGUGAGAGAGAGAGAGCAGUCUUUCAUUUGCUGGUUCACUCCCAAAUGACUACAACGGCCAGGCCUGGUCCAUACUGAAGCCAGGAGCCAGGAGCUUCAUCUGGGUCUCCCACUUGGGUACAGGGUUCCAAAGACUGGGGCCAUCCUCCCCUGCUUUCCCAGGCGCAUUAACAGGGAGCUGGAUGGGAAGUGGAGCAGCUGGGACUGGAACCAGUGCUGCAGGCAGCAGCUUUACCUACUACACUACAGCGCCAGCCCCAAGUAAAUCUUUUUUUUUUUUUAAAGAAAAAACUGCAUGGAUUUCAAAAUAUUUUUAUACCAUAAUAAAUAACUCCUAAUUCUAUUUUCUCAUAAACUUUUUAAAGUACACUUGUACAUAGAUAGGGAAACAGGCUUAGAGGGAGUGUAACUUUCUCAGAAUGUCUUGUUUUUGUUAACUCACUCCAAACCUCAUGUUUCUAUUCUAUUUUUGCUUCCACUGAACCCUGAUUGAUAACAGGACUCUGGAAAACUGUACCAUCAAACUCUUGCCCUCAUGAAAGUAGGCCAGUGACUCUUUCUAAAGCUUCAUCUUGGCACCCUUACUGCUUAUCUCCCAGGGCCAUUUCUGAGCAGUAGAGGUAUCAGGAACUCCACUGAACAGCCAGUUCCAAAUCCUGUCGUCAGAAUCCCUGCUGCUGUUCCAAGUGGUAACAGAAGCAUAUUAUUUUAUUUAAAGGAAAUGAGUGUGACUAGUAUUGCAUUAAGAGUUGAAACCUGGCUUUUAGCUACAUGGCAUGUUAAAGUGCCUCUGAUGUGGCUGGAAGCUUGUAUUAACUGGAUCCAAGAAGAAAACAGUAAUGUCAGUUUGAGUCAGGCACAAAUGAAUAAACAAGUGUUUGAACAAUGGCUACUUACGGAUCUGAGAGAUUUAGAGCAUCCUCUUUUACCUGAUGGUAUUUUAGAAGUUCCAAAAGGAGAACUGAAUGGAUUUUAUGCUCUUCAGAUUAACUCCUUGGUUGAUGUGAGCCAACCUGCAUAUUCCCAGAUACAGAAGCUGAGAGGAAAGAAUACAGCAAACGAUCUAGUUACAGCUGAAACACAAGUAACCCAAAAACCUUGGGAAGCAAAACCUUCACGAAUGUUGAUGCUACAGCUAACUGAUGGAAUUGUACAAAUGCAGGGAAUGGAGUAUCAGACUAUUCCAGCUCUUCAUAGUAAUCUUUCUCCAGGUACAAAAAUUUUGAUUCAUGGAAACAUUUCUUUCCGUCUUGGUGUUCUCUUAUUGAAACCAGAGAAUGUGAAGGUGUUAGGAGGUGAAGUCGAUGCUCUGUUAGAAGAAUAUGCCCAAGAAACAGUACUUGCAAGAUUACUUGGGGAACCUGAUCCCGCAGUUGCAGUCAUCCCAGUUAAUUCAAACCAGAACAUCCCCAGAGCUACAGAUAAUCUGGAUCCUGCCUUAGGACCUUCUGAUGAAGAACUCUUGGCAAGUCUUGAUGAGAAUGAUGAGCUUGCAGGAAAUCAUAUCACCUCCUUGGAAAGAUGUUUCAACUCAGGUAGUUCUUCAAAUAUUAUUCCCAUGGGACAGUCAAGUCUUGAACCAAAAUCAAAGGAGCAACCACCAAAGCAGUCUAUGCGUUUCACUGAUGAGGAAUUAGAUGACUUUUCAUUGGAAGAGGCCUUGCUUUUAGAAGAAACUGUCCAGAAAGAACAGAUGGAAACUGAAGAAUUGCAGCUGUUGGCUUUAAACAGAAACACAGAUAGAAGUACAGAGAGGGUUUCACAUAAACCUAAUACUGCUAAUAAUUUUUCUUUGAUUUGCAAAAAUGGAAACAAUAGCUGGAAUGAAAAAAAUUUAUCUGAACAAAUGGCUAAUGAAGACGAGUCUUUUGGUUGUCCAUCUUCUAGAGACCAAAGUAGUAGUAGUGUUUUUUCAGUACAUCAUGAUGUGCCCCUGACCCAGGAUUCUGCAAAUAAACAUGAGAACUCAGAGAUAGAUGAUAAAACUAAGCAAACCAUUAACAGUUCAGGUGGACACUCUUUGACAAAUAAAAUGUUAAACAGAGAGCUGCUCAACUGUGGACCGAGAAAGAGUUCACAAAGGUCUGAAGAAAAUGAUCAUCAUUUACAGACUCGUCCUUUAAGGUCAUCAGUGAAUAACACGGAUUCCUCUCUUGCCGUGGAUUUGUAUUCUCCACCCUUUAGCUAUUUGUCCAUUUUAAUGGCCAGCAAGUCAAAGGAAGUUGCAACUGUGAAAGUGAAAGCCUUUAUUGUAACUUUAACUGGAAAUCUCUCAAGUUCUGGUGGAAUUUGGAGUAUAACUGCAAAGGUUUCUGAUGGUACCGCAUAUCUAGAUGUAGACUUUGUAGAUGAGAUACUUACUAGUCUGAUAGGGUUUUCAGUACUAGAAAUGAAACGGUUAAAAAAGGAUCCUCUUCAAUACCAAAAGUUCCUGGAAGGUUUGCAGAAAUGCCAGAGAGAUCUAAUAGAUCUGUGCUGUCUCAUGACUAUUUCAUAUAAUCCUUCAUCAUCUAAAGCAAUGGUGCUGGCGUUAGAAGAUGUUAAUGUGGAACACCUGGAGAGCCUGAAGAAGCGAUUAAGUAAAUAACUUACUAAAAAUUGUAUUAGAGAACAAUUCAAGACAACAAGGAAAUAUUUAGAAUUAAGUUUGUUCAGUGUUGAAGCUUUCUGUUUGUAAAAAAGAAAAAUAGCUGUUCCAAUUUAAUUUUGCAGUGUUUAAUCAUUUUGUUGUAGAAGUAGGGUUUUUUUAAUAAAUUAACUUUUGAUACUAAUUGUUCAGUGAAGAAAUGUAGUGACAGAUUUUUUGAUCUGCCAUUUAACGUAAGAUAAUUGCUAAAGUAUUGAAUUAGUGUUAAUUGAUGAAUUGUAUUGAUGAAAGUUAUUUAUAAAUAGGAUGUUUACUUCUGCGUUGAGUACUCAAAAUACUUGUUUAUAGCCUUAUUCUUAGAGAAAAAAAUUAAAAUCAAGUGAAUCAGAAUACCAGGUCUCAAGAUGCAAAUUGCUUUGCUAAUUUUUAUUUUGCUGAUUGUAAAUAUUUGUUUGGUAUGUUUAAUGUAAAUCUUGUUAACAAGUUACUAUUUCAUGAUAAUGUUGAAUGAUUUAAAAGCCUUAUUUUCAAGGAUAGUUUAUUUUAAGUGGCUUUUUAAAAACUUGAUUAUUAAUUUCCAGGAAACAGUUCAUUUAUUGGAUUAAAAUAAGGCAUUUAUCUAUAAAUAUUAACAUCUUUUUAGAUAUCUGUAUAUAAACCUUCCUUCAGUUUUGUUGUAAGUACUGAGUUUUUAAAAGGCUCUUUACAAUUCUACUUUGCUGCUACAGAGUUAUAUUUAAAAAGCAGUUAUUUUUACUUUUAUCUUAAAACGUUUAAAUUAAAGUGUUGAAUUUUAAAAUAUUAAACAAAUGCUUAAAUAAUAAA
Oryctolagus cuniculus (rabbit) is the source of this 8363-nucleotide messenger RNA. The record is from RefSeq and is a predicted model, not a curated record. Lineage: Eukaryota; Metazoa; Chordata; Mammalia; Lagomorpha; Leporidae.